CUCUGCAAGGAGGCUGAGAUGGAAACAGGAUGAACCUGGCGAGGAGUUGUUUCACAGGAAAGUGGCUCUGGGGUGUCGUUACCCACUGGCAUCAAUACCAGAACUGACUAUUUUGGGGAAGGAGGUAAAGAUACUUCCAAUUUUUUUGCCGAUGUCUGAGGAUUAUGGACCCUGGCUUUAACGGUUUGGUUAGCUGCCUACUAAUUUCCUGCCUCUCUGCCACAUCUAGCGCAUUUUAUUAUUACUAUCAUUAUUAUUAUUAUUAUUAAUAUUAUACUACCCAUAUAUCCAUAUUCUCUCAAGAUGUUCAACUAGGCUUUCCCACUGACGUAGAAGAUGUUUUUGUGGCGACGUGCUUCGCCUCAGUUGGACGCAGGUGCGUUUAGAUUCACAAACCUGUGGCAGGGCGCUUGUCAAACACUACGCUACGAUAUUCGGAUAGCCGUAAUAAUUCGCGUUUCCCCCCAUUGCGCAUGCCCCGUGUGAGAACCAGAAUGCUACCCCGACGCCACUCCGCUUCGUCCUGGCCGCGAAGUAGCAGCAGCAGCAGCGGAAAGUGGAGAGGAGCGGAGGACUGAGUGAGGGAGGGAAAAGAUGCGCUGGCAAAAGUGGCUUCACCAAAGGAUUUGACCCGAGAUCCUUCGCGAAAUAGACAACAGUGCCACGAAGUGAAGAAUGUCAGGGGCACCACAUGUGGAGGCUGAAGGAGUAGUCUCCAAAGUAAAAGUGAAAAAGGAGAUCAAGACAAUCGUGGAGAAUUUGGAAACCAUCCUGGGGGACCUUAAGGAUGUGGCAAAGGAGCUUAAAGAGGUUGUUCAUGACAUUGACACCCUGACCAGUGACCUGCAGUUGGAGGAGGACGGACUGACCGACAGCUCGAAGACCGACACGCUCAACUCUAGCUCGAGCUCCACCACCACAACUACAACUGCAUCCAGCCUGGAGAAGAUGAAGAUCUUUCCCGAUGACUGCAUAUUUAAAACCCAGGUGCCCAUGAGUCCGGUACCUGUCCAUCAACCUGCAGUUCUGACAGUGCUCAAGAAAGCACACCCUCCUCUGCCACCGCCAAGACAUGCCACGCUGAGAGCAGAGGAACACAACAUCAAGAAUCUGCCUCAUCCGACUUUGGUCUUAUCAGGGAAUAUAUCCAAGGCUAACGGGUCUUUGUUGAGGAACGGUGGGGUUUUCCCACUGAAACCAAACAAGGAUUUAUUCUCCUCCACUCCGUGCUUCAUUUCAGGCGAGAAUGAGAUACAGGAAUCAGGUCUGGUUCCUACGUUGCCCAGGCCAAUGCCGCUUCUCCGGCAUGAGAAAAGUAAAUGCCCCAAGGCCUCUGGCAGGGAGCACCGCGAGAAAGAGCGGGUCCGUUUCAGCGAGAAGGUCCAGUAUCACGGGUACUGCCCCGACUGUGAUCUUCAGUAUGAUGUAGACGACACAGAGAUCCACUUACAGACCGAGCUGAGCGACUUGCGGCUCAGCCCGGUGCACUGCUGCUCUUCCUCCCCUCCUCUUCUGUCUCAAGCUCUCCCUCAUCCACUGAUGUUGGAAAAUGGAGGGCUCUCAGUCAGCCACAGUUUCCCUCCAACGACACACACUCCUCCACCUUGUGUGCCUCCUCACACACCUUCCCUAAAACCCCAUAAAACAAUCCUACGCAAAUCAACAACCACCACGGUUUGACCCCCAUUAGGUCUCAACUUCCACAUUGUUGAAAAAAAUUUCCAGUGUUUUCUACUCCAGCUGAACUUUGGAUUAUCCAAACAAUGAGAGAAGGUUUGGAGACAGAAAACAAAAAAGGUGGACAAAGUGAAAAGCAAUGGCAAGAAGGGCAUCAGGCACGGGUGCUGGAAUGUAAAAACAGCAAGAUCAGGGAGGACCCAUUGAGAUCCUUGAGCUCUGAGAGGAGUGGAUGCUGGCUUCACACACUAAUCGACCUCAGUUGAUCAGGGAGGAAGGAGCCAAAGCUGAUCCCAAACAUCAGCCUUCUAGCACUUGAAAGUGCUAAUGGCUCUGAACUGAUGGGAGACAAUAUCCUCUUCUGAGCAUGAAACAACCUUCAGGCUGCAGCUGUGCAGGUGGAAAAAAACAUUACUAUCAAAAACAAGAGGCCAGAAGGCCCGCCGCUGCUAAUCAUAUGUUUGUCCAUAAAAACGGCUGAAUUAAAGGUCACCGUAUCCCAGUUAUCGAAAAUAAUGAGGUGAAUUUGGAUGAAGCCGUACAAGAUAUGGGUUGAAAUGAUGUCAAUAGGUGUUUGAUUAAUGCCCACACAGACUUUUGCUCUGUGCACAGUCAAAAGGAAAUCAAUAGCUCCACUCAACCGAUGGAAUUUGCCUUUUAAGAAUUGUAAUUGUGCGCGGAUUGCCCGACAGGCCCGCCUUGUGAGAAAAAAGCGUCUCUGCUGGACUGCAGAUGUGGGGGAAAAUAGUGUUAUGUCAGUAUGUGCCAAAUCACAACCAUGGACUGUUUCUGUUGUGACCAAUGUUUGGAAAUGAGUAGCGUUUUGGUCACUGAUCUGUGUCCAGCCAUUUAACUUCAUUGUUUAUGUAUUGCUGAACCGGUGCCAGGCAUCCAUGCAUACUUCACAGUUAAAAAGCAGAGAGAUUCAGUCCGAUAUGGCAAAUUACAGCUUUAAAGAAUUGUUGAGGAAGUGAUAAUUUGCAUCAAAUUUUAUUUAUAUAUACAUGUUUGAUAUCUAUAUAUUUCAGGCAUUCUUUUCUACAGAGACGUUUAACAUUUAAAAAGAUGAUAUUUUUGAUAUUAAGUUGGAUGACAGAGGUUCAUAGACCAAUUACGACAUUCCCUCAUGUAGUACUUUUUCCAGAAGGGCAGAAGAAGAACAUACAGGAUUGUGUUUGUAUGGAUAAAAGAAACUUACUUUGUUAAUUGAAGGUCUGAGUUUUUUUUUAAAGAAAAGAAAGUAAAAUGGAGAAGAAAAGUGUCAUAAACCAAAUAAUUGUUGUGUUUUAUCAGAACGGAGAUCAGGUAUAGGUGAAUGAAUGAAUGCAUGACUGACCCCUCAUUCUGUCCUGCCAUCACUGUGUUUUUCUAUGCAUUCCUAUAGAGGAGAUGCCUGUGGAUGAGUCCGACACACAGCUCAUUUUCGCUAUAAUGUUUAAGAGAUAUUCUUCAUUUCUUCUUAACGUCAGGUUCAUUUCUCAGUCUUUAAAAUAAAAAUCUGAUUGUACUCAAUGUAGCCUUUACUAAUGAGUCAUUAGUAAUUACAAAACAACACAGCACCUUGCAAAAGUUUUCAAAGUCCUUUUUCACAUUUUGUGGAAGGAAAAUUAGAUAAAAUUUAGUAAAAAGUAAAACAUUUGGAAAGUCUGGUGUGCAUUGGUACUCGACCCCUCUGAGUUAAUACUAGAAUACCAGUAGAACCAUCUUUUGCUCCAAUCACAGCUGCAAGGUGUUUGUCUGUACAAUCUUUGUACAUCUAGAGACUUACGUUUUGCCCAUUAUUCUUUGCACAACAGCUAAAGCUUAGUCAGUUAGGACGGAGAGCAUCUGUGAAAAGCAAUUCACAAGACUUUGCCCAGAUUUUCAAUUUAAUGUAGGUCUGCACAUUGACUGGGCUAUUCUAACACACGAAUGCGCUUUUUAAAGGUUUUUUUGGCACUAGUGGCCUUUAUUGACAGUUACUUGACAGGAAAUGGGUAGAGAAAGAAGGGGGAAGACAUGCAGCAAAGGUCUCAAGACAAGGAAAAUGAAACGGGACUUCUUACGGCUUUCUUUUUACCACUCUUUCACAAUGGUCAGAUUAUGUUUGCAGUGCUUGACUAACAGGUGUCCUUUCAACAGGUUCAUCUGAGCCGUGGCUCUCUGCAGCUCUUUCAGAAUUACCAUGAACCUCUAAAUGACAGGGAGGUUAACU
Girardinichthys multiradiatus is the source of this 3871-nucleotide messenger RNA. RefSeq names its product proline rich 16 (gene prr16). Gene Ontology annotation, biological process: positive regulation of translation; positive regulation of cell size. Lineage: Eukaryota; Metazoa; Chordata; Actinopteri; Cyprinodontiformes; Goodeidae. Bases 676 to 1680 code for a protein of 334 amino acids. The record is from RefSeq and is a predicted model, not a curated record. The transcript is spliced from 3 exons.